This is a messenger RNA of Schistosoma turkestanicum, 2776 nucleotides long. NCBI's taxonomy places the organism in Eukaryota, Metazoa, Platyhelminthes, Trematoda, Strigeidida, Schistosomatidae. The record is from the annotation of a GenBank genome assembly.
AUGGGAAUAGCCUAUGAAUCUUUAUGUCUACCAAAUGCUACAGUGGAUUCAGGAUACGAUAAAAUUAAUGAACUACAAGCUGCUGAAGUUUUAUUAUCACUGGCCAAAGGUUCUUGCGAAAAUUGGUCAUUAUAUGCACAAGAUUUAUCAUCUAUCAAUCAAGAUUCAUAUUUUCCUCAAUAUCGAAAUAUGCUUAAAGAGACAGUUUUACAAAAUACAUUUGCGGAAGAUGAACAAAGAAGUAAUAAAUCUCAACCUUAUUUAACAUCAUUAGACAGAAAUUUACAUCGCAACAUAAAAUUUAAACUUCAUCGAAUUAAAUCGUUAACUUAUAAAAAAUCACAAUCAUCACCAUGUUUUGAGAAAUUUCAACAAACUCCAGAAACUAUCCCACCGCAGAAUGUUAAUUCACUUUGUCCUGCCGCCAGUACACUUAAUUUACAUAUAUCAACUACGUCGGUAGAAGAAACAUUAACAAAAGAACAACAAUCUUUUUAUCAUUAUCAAUCUUCAAUGAAUAAUUUAAACAAUAGUUGGUUAAACAAUCAACCACCUAUUCAAUGUAUUCAUCAUCAUCAUAAUAAUAAUGAAAUAUCUUGUGAUCAUCAAUCAAUUUCAUCAACAAAUCCAAUAAAUCAAUUGAUCAUUGAUCAACAACCAUCCAAUAAUCGAGUUACUUUUAAUCUACCAAAUGAUUAUGAACUUUCUUCAGCUAAUUCUUAUCCAAUCUCUACUCAUGUUAAUUAUCAUCAACAUGAUAGUGUUGAUAACCACUACCAUCAACAACAACAACAGUAUCAUCGUUUAGUUCAUAGUAAUUCUGAUUUGACCACAACAACAACAUUAUUACAUGCCAGCUCGUCAUCAUCAUCAUUAUUGUCAAUAUCGACUAAUGAUUCACUACACUCGUCAAAUUCAGAUUCACAACUUUUAAAAAUGAAUACAAAUGAUUUGCCACAAUGUUCUCUAUCAUCGUAUUAUUAUGAUCAAAUAAGGGAUAAACAAUUAUUUAAAGAGACAACAUUAUCGAGAAAUUCUGACAGUUAUUUAUCACUUAUUCCUAGACCACCAAGUAAUAAUACGCAUCAUAAUUCCAUCAAUCUGAACCAAAAUUGUCAAAAUUUCAAUCCAAUUGUAAUCAAUAAUACAACAACAAGUAUCAGUUUACAAGAUACAACAACUGACACAUCAUCGAAUUCAAUCUAUUCCAAUGUGAACUGUCCAACUGUUUCAUAUUGUACCAUGAUAACAUCAAGCAAUUCUAUUACUAACAAUGUCAGCAGUACCCUAGUGAAUAGUAACACUAGUAAUCCUGAUAAUAUUGAUAACAAUAAUAAUAAUAAUAAUAAUAAUAAUAAUAAUAAUAAUAAUAAUAGCUUAGAUAGAGUGAGAUCUUAUCGAUGCAAUUUUGAUGGUUGUACAAAAGCCUAUUUCAAAAGUUCUCACCUAAAAGCUCAUAUUCGUGUUCAUACAGGCGAAAAACCAUAUAUCUGUGAUUGGAAUCAUUGUAAUCGAAAAUUUGCCCGUUCCGAUGAAUUAUCCCGUCAUCGUAGAGCACAUACAGGUGAACGUAAUUUCAUUUGUCAACGUUGUCCACGACGUUUUACACGUAGUGAUCAUCUUAGUAAACAUUUACGACGACAUAAUUCACCUGUAUCGUCGUCAUCAUCAUCAUUAAAAGAAAAUUAAAAUGACUUGUGAAAUUAUUCAAUUUUUUUCAAAAUAUGUAUCAUAUUUGUUUAUGAUUGUUAUUUGAUAGAGUUACUUUCUUUUUUUUAUUUAUUAUUUGAAUGCUUCGCUGUUUUAUUUUUUUCCUUCUUUGUCCAUUCCCCAGUUCCGUACUAUUUGUGUUGAUUGUGUAAAUAAUCUCUCUCUCUCUCUCUCUGUGUAUGUAUGUCAACUGUACUAUAUCUCAAUAUCAAUAUUUAUGCCUAAUUCCAAACUGAUGAUAAUAUUAGUUAUCAUUUGAUCUUUUUUUUUGUUUGAAAAAAAGAGCAUACAGUUUGUGAAUGCACAUUGAUUCGUUUGUAAUAUGUCUAAAAUACUACCUACAUACCAGUGCACACACACUGCCCCCAAUGUGUACUCUGUGUGAGAUAGAUACAUUAACUUCUCUCCAUCUCUCCAUCUUUGUCUGUCUGUCUGUCUCUGUUCUGCUAUCUUGUAAUCCAUGUGAUAUAUGAACUAUUUGCGUUAUUGUGUUAACUCGAUAUCUGUGAAUUGUGAACUUGGAUAGAUCUUGUGGAAAAAACUACUACUUUUAUUAUUGUUUUAUUUCGUUCCUAUUUUAUACUUUUCUCUCUGUGUUGUUGCUGUUGUUUAUUGUUUAUUGUGUAUAGGGUUGGUUCAUUGAUGGCUUUGAUUAGAUUUUUUUGACUUACGCAAUAAUAACUCACUUCUUUCUUGUUUUAACAUUCAUAAUUUCAUUGGCCAUAUCUAUACCGUACUGCUUUCAUAUAUAUAUACAUAUGUAUAAUUAUUUUGUCUGUAUUUUUUCUCUGUUAUGAACCAAAGAUUGUGGCGUUGAUUAUUAUUAUUAUUUUACUAUUGUUAUUAUUACUACUGCUACUACUGUUAAUACUACUGAUUAUUUAUAGGUUGUAAAGUUUUCACAAGAUUUGUUUUUCCGCUUUCUCUCCCUACGUUAUACCGAUUGUUAUGUAAAUUGUUCAUGUUCAGAUUAUUUUAAGUAGUAUGAACAAUUUCUUGUUUAUUAAUUCUAAAUUCAUACUUUUUUUUAAAAAAAAUAAAAAAACAACGAUACUUCUUACAUGAA